GGUGAAUUAAAUUGUUUCUGAAGAAAAAUUAGCUAGGAAAGGCAAAGACAGAGAAAAUGGUGAACAUAUACCGACGCGCCACCAGCGAACGCCUCCCACAAGCCGCCAGCGGUUCACCAAAGACAGAGGUAGGAGAGAUCGAUACCAGGGCACCGUUUAAGUCCGUCAAAGCCGCCGUUAGUUUAUUCGGUGAAGUUGCCAUUCCCAAGGAACGAGACCGACGUACUCCCAGAAAAUCUAGAAUUUCUGCCGAGAAUGUUAUAGACAAGGAGACACAGCUUCUUCUAGCCGAGAAAGAAUUCAACAAUAUCAAGCAAAAGCUAGAGAGUGACGAAGCAACAAAGGCUAAAGCAGAUAGUGAACUCGAAAGCGCUAAGCAAACAUUACAGGAAUUGUCCGAGAAACUUAGAGCAGUAACCGAAUCAAAGCAAUCCGCAAUCGAAGCGGCUGAAGCAGUGAAGCAAUAUGGAAAUGAACUCGAACUCAAAAAAUCUCAAUUCAGCCAAGAAUACCAAGAGAGAAACAAAGAACUCGAUACGGCCAGGGAGCAAUAUCUCGCUGUCGCGACAGAGCUCGAUGCGAAGAAGCAAGAGCUAAAUAAAAUCAGGCAGGAUUUCGACGCCGCGUUGGAAGUGAAGCUGGCGGCGUUCCAACAGGCGGCCGAAGCGCAACUUUCAGCUAAAAUGCAUUCGGAACGGGUCGCUGAGCUCACGAAACAAAUCGCGGCCAUGAAGGAAGCUAUCAAGCAAGUGAAAUUCGCUACGCAACAAGUGUACAAUGAACAAGAGGCUAUUGCAGCAGAUAAAGAGAUGUUGAAGAAAUCUUACCUGGAUGCUAAGGAGGAAGCCGAGAAGAAAUUGAGUGCUUCAAGGGAAUUGUAUGAUCCCGAGUUAACCAAGGCCCUGGAGAAGAAACUAAUGGAAACUACGGACGAGGUCGAAGCUUUGCAGGAAGAGAUGAAGAAGGUUCAUGCUUUAGAAAUGGAUUCCGUUAGACUUUUAACUACGGAGCUUAACGAAGCUACUACGACGCUGCAAAUGGUGGUCGAUGAAGAGUGUUCUAUUCGGAAUCAAGUGAGCUCCAUUAGGGUUGAACUUGAAGAGGUGAAGAUGAAGCAAGCACAACAAAAUGAAAUUAUGGAAACGAAAGAAGCUGAAAGGGAAUCUCUUAAUGGUGAUCACAAUGCUAGACUGCAACAGCUUUUAUUAGAAGCCGAGACUGCAAGAAAAGAAGCCGAAGAGAUGAAGAAUAAUAUCGAAACGCUGAGGAAAGAUGCCAACGCGGCGGAAACGGUCGUGAAGGAGGUUAAGCUAAAGCUAGAACAUGCACUGGAACAAGCCGGGCAUGCAAAAGCGGCGGAGAAGAAGGCGCUGGAUGAAAUGCGAGUAAUAGAAAAGGGGAUCGGUGAUGGGAAGAUAAGGCUUUCCAAGGAGGAAUAUGAAGCAUUGCAAAAGAAAAUAGACGAAUAUGGGAACAUGUCGGAGCAGAAAAUAGCAGCUGCAAUGGCGGAGCUGGAAGCGAUUAUCACGAGCAAAAACGAGGCGGAUGAGAAGGUAGAAGAAAACUUAAAUGCGAUAGCGGAAAUCAAGGCGGCAACGGAGCUGGCGGAGAAGUCGGCGGCGUCGGCAGAGACAGCACAUAGUGUACUCGAAGGUGAACUCAGAAGACGGCGUCAACUAGAAGAGAUAGUUGCGGUAUCUUAACAGCU
Molecule: messenger RNA, 1708 nt
Organism: Hibiscus syriacus
Lineage: Eukaryota; Viridiplantae; Streptophyta; Magnoliopsida; Malvales; Malvaceae
Product: WEB family protein At1g12150-like
Exons: 2
Coding region: 57-1703 (548 amino acids)
Source: RefSeq, a predicted model, not a curated record